CCCUCGCCUUUCUCCAAAAUCCUCGUUAAAGGAAACCUUCGGGUUGUGUUUCUAAAAUCUACCAACUUUUUCCUUUAUAUAAUGUUUUUUUUUUUCUUUUUUGUUGUCUGGCUGAUAACACUAAUACAGAACACUGAAAAAAUGGUUUCCAAGAUUAUCAAGAGAACUCCGCCACGAUCCAUCAAACGCCACAGGAGAAAGACUUCUCCGACGAAGAAGAAUGCUUCUGUCACCGUCAUUGCCUCCCUUAACAAGUCCAUUAAGAUAUGCCAUCGCCGCCUUGUCAGGCUUUUCUCCAAGUUAGCCCGCAUUGCAACUCCUUCUACCACCAAACGCCGCUACAAGGGGUUCAAAAUCCUCAAACGAGAUCAACUAGAAAGCAAUUCCAUUGUUCCUCGAACUCUAGUGUUCGACCGUUGCUUGCUUCCGCCGCCGAUUUCGGAGACCAAAAAAACCAUCAUCCUUGAUCUAGACGAGACCCUGGUGCAUUCAAGCCCCGACCCACCUCCCAAAAUGUAUGAUUUCGUAGUAAGGCCGAGCAUCGAUGGUCAAAUCAUGAAAUUUUACGUGUUGAAACGUCCUGGUGUCGAUUCUUUCUUGGAAGAAAUCAGCAAGAAACAUGAGGUGGUGGUGUUCACGGCCGGACUUGAGCAAUAUGCUUCGCAGGUUUUGGAUAAGCUUGACCCUAAGGGGCUAAUAUCGUACCGGCUUUAUCGGGAUUCCUGCAAGGAAAUGGAAGAGAAGAUGGUUAAAGACUUGUCGGAAAUUGGGAGGGAUUUGGGCAAAGUUGUGAUAGUUGAUGAUAACCCAAAUGCUUACACUUUGCAGCCGGAGAAUGCUAUCCCCAUACCACCGUUUGUGGAGGACGGUGAGGGAGCUGGAGAAGUUGGUGCAAUUCUUUGAGUGGUGUGAACCGUUUGAGAAUAUAAGACUGGCUGUCAAGCAGUAUUUCAGCGGUGGGAACGACGGUGGCAGCAGUGGUGCUGCUGAUGGCAUAGAUUUAUGAAAUUUUGAAAAGUCUAAGGGCUUUUUCUAGUAUUUUGGCCCAAACUUUAUUAACAAUGUCUGUAUUGAACAGCAAAAGAAUAAAAAUAACCACAAUAGCAAUGAUUUUGCAAGUACCUAGGGUCCAAAAAUCCAAUUUAACUUGAUCGGAA
Gossypium arboreum is the source of this 1157-nucleotide messenger RNA. RefSeq lists its product as uncharacterized. The transcript has a single exon. Gene Ontology annotation, molecular function: phosphoprotein phosphatase activity. The record is from RefSeq and is a predicted model, not a curated record. Bases 82 to 903 code for a protein of 273 amino acids. Lineage: Eukaryota; Viridiplantae; Streptophyta; Magnoliopsida; Malvales; Malvaceae.